UAUUAGAUGGAUUUGUGAUCUAAAAGACCUUCAAUGGCUUGUUUGUGCCUGUGCCUGUUAACCCUGGUCGAGAGAUGAAUUAGUAGGCAUAAAUGUGAACUUUUCGACAAAAACCCAUGUUUUGACAACUAAACGAAACUCCACCCCAACGGCACUGCUUCCCCUCCCCCUCCAACUGGCAGCAGCCCCUUGAACUCGCGCGGUGGUCAAGUUCACUCUUUCAACCAAAUCACUUCAGAGAGUGUCCCACCUGCAGACUGGUGUUCUGAGGGAAAAUGCUUCUGAAGGUAAAAUACAAGGGAGAGCAAAAAUUUGUCAAGAUUGAUGAUGUGAAGUUGCCGGAGCUGUUCGAUUCAGCUUUCAGGAAAUUUGGAAUUGCCAUUGGCCGUUUAAAUGAGGCUAAACUGUUCGACAGCACCCGGACAGAAAUCGACGAAGAUGUAUUCGAAGAAGUAGUGACCUCUAACCACCAGCAUGUGUAUGAACUGUGCCUCGACGGUACACCAGGGGAUUUUGAUGCUGAGAUGUCAGCGAGUCGGGAAAGUUCCAUUCUGGAACCUGAGCCUGACACCAUUAUCCUGAACGUUGAGAGCCCGGUGCAGUUCACCGCAACAACUGACAAUACAGCCCAAUCUCUUAUAGAGGACAUCCUCAAAAAUAAACCUGGUGGGGAUCAAAUUCUGAGGGAGUACAGGAGGACCAACAAACUGACUGAUUCUGCGAGGCGAAAGUUGGUCAACAUGGUUGUUGCCAACAUGACUGAAAUUCAUGGUACAUCACCAUCAAGGAGUGUGAGGGAGCGGCACGCUAAGGGGAUAGUACAACUCUUCCCACAACUGAAAGACCCCUUUUCCGAGAAGGGUUAUGAACAUUUCUACGACUCUGACAGCGGAACAGGAUUCAUUGCCUGGCGUCUCAAAACACUUCAGAAGAGAGCCGCCGAGGACCAACAACCUCCAGCACAGAACAAAAGAUGGAGGGGAGGGCCAUCGUCUGAACGCAACGUGACCGAGCCAGAGUUACUAAGUGAAGAACAACUGAAAGAAGCUCUAAGUCUCAUGAGGCAUGCAGCUGAUGAUGAAGUGGUGCGACUGAAAAUGAAGCAAACGUUCCAUCAUCGCCAGAGAAUGGUCCAUGAUCACCUGAUGUCACCUGAUGUGCUGUCCACCUUUUCUCGUUUUGCAGAUGUAAAGGGUCUGAUCGAGCAAGACUUUUGUCUUCUCUUUGGAGAAGAGACGUCAGCAAAACUACUGGAAAGGUGGCCAACGAUGUUCAAGGCCAAGACGAUCGAACAGAGUAAAACCCUGUCACACAUCAGCCCUGAACUGCAAGAACUUAUUCAAGCAGCAGAGUCACCUCAAUCAAGAAGCAGUGACUCAGAGGAUUGGGACAGUGACCUAUCCUCGCUGGUGUUGUUGCUCUUCUUACUGCCUCCUACUUCCCAAGGACGGCAAAAACCAGGGCGACUCUCGGCUACACAAGCCGCUGAACGACUUGUGGUGUUCCUAAAGACCGGAGACAGUGUCCAGGGACAUUUGGAUGCCAUCACCCAGACCCGUCAACCUUACCUCCUCGCGGUUGGAAUGUCCAGGGCCAACAUUCACAGGUUCUUCAUCGUCAUCGACAAGAUUGCCAUCCCAUGCAGUGCCACAACAUCACUUGGGGCCUUUGAUGAGCUAUUCAAAGCGCACUUUGUCUUUGGAACCGAAUUUAGCGAUUGGCUCGGUAACAUGUACACCUUCAUUCAGACCACCAUAUUUAACAUAGACGUCGGACUAGUCAAAGAAAACCCUCGCGUCAUUGAGCUGCGGUCGAGAUUCCUGCAGUAGUCCCAGUAGAGUUUUAGAUAUGAUUUGUUUCAUUUGCAAAAGCCGUCAUUCUGACGCAAAUGCUUUGGUGAGGCAUUUAAAGUUGAUGCAUGGAUUAUGCCCUGGAAGGACUUUGAGAUUGAAAUGUGGUAUGUGCUCACAUGUUUCUGGAACUUUCUCCGGAUUUCGUAAACAUAUUAAAAAGAUGCAUGAGCAAAGA
Messenger RNA from Engraulis encrasicolus (European anchovy), 2028 nucleotides. RefSeq lists its product as uncharacterized. NCBI's taxonomy places the organism in Eukaryota, Metazoa, Chordata, Actinopteri, Clupeiformes, Engraulidae. The coding region runs from base 276 to 1829 and encodes 517 amino acids. The record is from RefSeq and is a predicted model, not a curated record. The transcript is spliced from 10 exons.